GACCAAUGAACCCGAUUUCCGCUCCAGUAUUGGGCUGCGCUUGGCUCUGUAACAGUGUAAUGACUAAUGGGUGUAGAUCAACUUGCCGACACACACACACACCCUAAGAUCUCCUAUUCCUCUUCUCAUCAUUUCCAGAAAAAGACGUCCGUGUCACGCCACCAACGUACGACGCCGCUCCCCGAAUCGCCAGAGCCUGCCUUCCCUUCGGAUCCAACGACGGUAGAAGAUAGGGAAAGCCAGGAAACGCGCCCUGGGCCGAUAGCCGGUAACCUGCCAAUACUCUGUCUUCGCGCCCAGAAAAAGGAGGUAGAAGAGAAAUCGUAUUGGUCGAGAGAAAAGGAAAGAAAAGAAAAGAAACGAAAAUGUCAGGCGAAGGCCCCGAAAGCAUCCCUACAUCCGCGGACCCGCGCUCGAAGCGGCCGACGAAAAAGCGCGCGCUAACGCCCGUGUCGGCGCAAGCGCACGUCGUCGAAGCGCUGUUCUCCAAACCGGAGCAGGAGAUCCGGAUCCCGGACGCGUCGUCCUCGGGGAUGCGAAAGCGCGAGCUGCCGCCGCCGCCGGAGAUCGUGACGAACGUGCAGGGGUCGAGCGCGGGCGCGGGCUCGGGCGAGUUCCACGUCUAUAAGGCGAGCCGGCGGCGCGAGUAUGAGCGGCUGCGGCGCAUGGACGAGGAGGUGGCGCAGGAGCGCGCGAGGCUGGAGUUCGAGCGCAAGCGGGAGGAGAGGGAGCGGCGCGACGACGAGAAGACGAGGAGGAACAGGGAGAAGAGGGAGAAGGCCAAGGCGAGGAAGGCCAAGGCUAAGAAUAAUAAUACUGGAGGAGGGGAGGGAGGUGCAGGAGGAGAAGGAGAAGGAGGAGAAGGGAAUGAUGAUGGCAGUACGGGAAAAUCGGAUACUAAUAAACCUGCAGCUGCGAGUGCUACUGCGCCGCCGCCGCCGCCAAAAGGUGUUAAGGCUAGGGCCGACGUGAAGAAAGAUGAUAAUGCUGAAGAUGCGGAGAAGAAGGUGGAUGGCGAAACGCCCGCGAAAGAAAACGGUGAUGUGCCGGUGGAAGAGCCAAAGGGGAUAGUUAUCGAGGAGGAUUAAGGGGGGAUUAAAGAGACCGAUUGGAAUUAAUACGUAUAGAUACCCAACACCAAUCAAAAUAAUUUCAAGUGAGAAAGGAGGCAAAAAAGUACGGGGCCACGCUUAGGGGGGAGGAGAUAGGGUCUACGUCGCUUUGGAAACUGGUACUAGAGACCUACGCAUGCUUAAAGUAUAAUUGUAUUCUAGCAUUGUACCAUCGAUUGUAACGGUUUAAACGUGUUACAGGGAGAGAGGAGAAGAAAAAAGUAAUAUAG
This is a messenger RNA of Daldinia caldariorum, 1342 nucleotides long. RefSeq lists its product as uncharacterized. The record is from RefSeq and is a predicted model, not a curated record. Bases 366 to 1088 code for a protein of 240 amino acids. Gene Ontology annotation, cellular component: nucleolus. Gene Ontology annotation, biological process: negative regulation of protein kinase activity. Lineage: Eukaryota; Fungi; Ascomycota; Sordariomycetes; Xylariales; Hypoxylaceae. The transcript has 3 exons. Gene Ontology annotation, molecular function: protein kinase binding; protein kinase inhibitor activity; double-stranded RNA binding.